CGACCAUUCGAACACCGUGUUGUUGUUGAUGGCAGUCAGCUGUUCGCGAUGUCUCCGAACACGAACAUCACCCUUCCCAAAAAACUGCCUUUAUUAAUCGUCUACAAUGGUGUCCUGCUUCCUGGGUCAACUAUUAGAAUACCUGUGACCACAGUCAAGAGCGUAAACCUGGUGAGAUCACGUUUGAUGACAGGCAGUCAGCUGACAAGCACGGUUAUUGGAGUUGUGACAAAGGAGCCUGAUAAUGAUAAAAGCUUAAAGAACCUGCAUGACAUCGGCACUGCUGGGGUUGUGGUUCAAGUCACCGGCACAAACUGGCCUCGGCCUGCGUACACUCUGCUGGUAACGGGGAUUUGCAGGUUUCGCUUGGACUCCAUCAUCCAGGAGCACCCCUAUCCUGUGGGUGCCGUGACACAGCUAGAUGAUAUCAAAGAGAUCAGCAGUGAAGGUGAUGACACACAACUUGCUGAGCUCAUUUCAGAAUUCAAGGAAGCAGCUCGCAAGUUGAUUGAACUUCUCGAUGUAUCUGUGCCAGCCGUUGCCAAACUGAAGGAGCUUGUGGACAGGGUUCCAAGCCGUCAUCUAGCAGAUGUUGUUGCAGCCUUGGUAAAAGCAACAUUGCCCGAGAGGUUGCAGGUGCUGGAUGCAGUGGAUCUUGCAACUAGAAUCAGGGUGACACUACCACUCCUACUCAGGCAUAUUCAAAGACUAAAGGAUGUGCGUGAAGCAGGGGGAGAUGAAACAAACAACAAGGAGAACCAGGUCGUCAAAAUCAGCAGAGGGGGGAGGAACCUGUCGCCUGACCCAGAGCUCGACGAUGAUGGAGAAGAUGGCAUUGCGGAGUUUGAGACAAAGAUCAAGGAGGCAAACAUGCCUGAUGAAGCAAGGAAGGCAGCGCUGAAAGAGCUGGGCCGCUUGAAACGCAUGGCUCCCCACAUGCCAGAGUAUUCUAUGACAAGGAACUACCUGGAGCUCAUGGUGGACUUGCCUUGGUCUGCCACAGUCAAAGAGACCUGUAACAUCAGCAAAGCACGGGCAGACAUGGAUGCUGAUCACUAUGGGAUGGAGAAGGUUAAACGCCGAGUGUUGGAGUACCUUGCUGUCAGACAGCUCCGUGGUGAUCUCAAAGGACCCAUCUUGUGCUUCGUUGGGCCUCCAGGAGUUGGGAAGACGAGCAUAGCCAAAUCUAUAGCAACAACACUUGGACGCCCUUACCAGAGGAUAUCGCUAGGUGGCAUAAGUGAUCAGCAUGAUAUUCGUGGGCACAGAAGAACCUAUAUUGGAGCCAUGCCUGGAAGAGUGAUUCAGGCUCUCAGAAAUGUCAAGGCUAAGAAUCCUGUGCUGCUUCUUGAUGAGGUAGACAAGCUAGGGACAGGCAUCCACGGAGACCCAGGAGCUGCUCUCUUGGAGGUCCUGGAUCCUGAGCAGAAUUUUGCAUUCACGGACACUUACCUCGGCCUACCAUUUGAUCUGUCACAGGUGCUGUUUGUUGCCACUGCCAACACAUUGUCAUCAAUUCCAACACCCCUGAUGGACAGGAUGGAGGUGAUUCAUGUUCCAGGAUACACUCAGGAAGAGAAGAUUAUGAUUGGUCAGCUGCACCUGUUACCCAAGCAAUUACGAGAGCAUGGUCUUACGCCUGACAUUAUGCAUGUGCCUCCAGAAUCAAUUGCAAUAGUCAUUGGGGAAUACACUCGGGAAGCAGGUGUUAGAACGCUGGAGAGGAAAAUAGGAGCACUUUGCAGAGCUGUUGCUGUGCAAGUUGCUGAGGCUAAACCAGAGGUCCAAGCCAUCGGUGACGAAGGGGUCAAGGCGGACAUGGUGGUAGCAGAAGCCGAGGAAAAGGGAGAUGGGACACAGCAGGGGGAACCACACAAAGAAGGAAGUCCCGCAGCUGGAGAGCAUGCGUACCAUCAUUCGCCACUCAUUAACCUGACCCAUUUGAAGGAGUACCUGGACCUCCCUGUGCAAGUGGAUGCCAAGAUGAUUCACGAUGUCCUCGGGCCCCCUAUAUUCCAAAGUGGGCUAUCAGGAAGGGUGAGUGUGCCUGGGGUGGCAGUGGGCCUGGCAUGGACCCCUGUGGGAGGCGAGGUCAUGGUCGUGGAAGCAUCGCGCACAGGGGGAGAUGGCGGACUCACUCUCACUGGUCAGCUGGGCUCUGUCAUGCAAGAGUCAGCCAAGAUUGCCAUGUCAUGGGUCAGGCAGCAUUCUUUUUUGAUUGGAUUGGAUAAGGACUUCAUGAAAGACGGAGAAAUCCACAUGCACUUCCCUGCAGGGGCCAUUAGCAAGGACGGACCCUCGGCAGGUGUUACCAUCCUUACUGUUCUCGUCUCUCUCCUGUCCCAGCGCUGUGUCCGGCCUGAUGUAGCCAUGACAGGGGAGAUCACCCUCAAUGGGGUUGUCUUGCCGGUUGGUGGUAUCAAGGAAAAGGUGAUGGCUGCGCACAGGGCCGGGCUUACCACGCUGGUACUUCCUGCUGCCAACAAGAAGGACCUCGCUGAUAUUCCAAACUCAGUCUUGAAUGAAAUCGAAGUAGUACUUGUGAACACAGUGGAGGAGGUGCUCCAGGCCGCGUUUGACGAAGGCUUCAGUGAAAUGUUCGACAGUGACAAGGAUGGAGAAUCGGUGCCAAAAUCUCCGAUGAGCAAACUCUAGGUCACAGAUUUUGUUAUUUGUUAGGACCAAGUGCUUCUGAUAUUAGAAUUAUCAGAGUAGAGCAGAAAAAAAAAGUAUAUUUUCAAUUUCUUUGCUUCUGUAAGUUCUUUAAGAUUAUUAUUUUUUUUUCCUAACAAAGAUUUAUGGACUUAUAUCCAUUUUAUGUUUAUACAUGUUUGGAAUGGAGAGUUUGUUGCAAUAUACGGUAGGGUUAUAUGUUAGCGAAGUAAGAUUUUUCUCCUUUCACAUUAUGCGUAGAAAGCCUUUAAUCUACAUUCACAUAUGUGUUUAACCAACUUUUAUAUUUAAGUAUAUAUAUAUACAUAAAUAAGAAUAUUCAUUAUUAAAAACUUAUGGGAUUGGUAUGUGUUGUAGUUAGAGAUAAAAAAAAGUAGGGAUGUAGUGAUAUAUGUAAAAAAGAAAA
Penaeus chinensis is the source of this 3079-nucleotide messenger RNA. Its product is annotated as lon protease homolog 2, peroxisomal-like. The record is from RefSeq and is a predicted model, not a curated record. Gene Ontology annotation, biological process: protein processing; protein targeting to peroxisome; protein catabolic process. Lineage: Eukaryota; Metazoa; Arthropoda; Malacostraca; Decapoda; Penaeidae. Gene Ontology annotation, cellular component: peroxisomal matrix. Gene Ontology annotation, molecular function: ATP hydrolysis activity; ATP-dependent peptidase activity; serine-type endopeptidase activity.